AACAUUACUUUCAUAAUUCAUUUCUUCCCAAAAUAUACAAACAAUAAAUAAACCAAGAUGCUACUAUAAAAAACUAAACACUUUUUUCUUCCAACAUUUUCAUGAUCAUUGUAUUUACCAUAGAAUUUCUAUCAUCACAACUAUGGCUACAGUUGCAAAGAUUCAAUUUUUUUCUGAUUGUUUGAACCAACAAAGGCUUAGAAAAGGAUUUUGUAGCUAUACUUCAUCUGGGGUACUUGGUUUUGGUCAUAAUUUUGAUGGGUUGAAAAAGUGUAGGGCUUUUAAAAAUGAAGAUGGUGGUGAAGUGAAGGAGAAAAAGAUUAGAAAUUUGAAGAAAAAUUAUGAGGUGAAAGUUCAAAGGGAAAGUGGGUUUUGGAAUUCUUUUAGGUCUGUUUUGUUGGGGAAUUUGAUGGUGGGUUCAAAGUUGGAUGAUGAGUAUAGACAAGCUGUUGUGAGGGUUGAUGAGGUUCUAUCUAAGAUUGCUGUUCAAAUUGGAAGAUAUAUUGUGACCAUGAUGAGCACCGGAGUCAUCCUUGCAAUUGGAUUUCAGAUGUCAGGUGGAGAUAGUCAAAUGGAUGCAUUGAUAUGGUAUAGUUGGCUUGGUGGAGUUAUCAUUGGGACAAUGAUAGGUUCUAACUGGGUGUUGGAGGAUUAUUGUCGUGCCGGUCCACGUAAUGUUGUCAUAACUGGGAGUACAAGAGGAUUAGGUAAAGCCUUGGCCCGGGAGUUUCUUCUUUCGGGAGAUCGUGUAGUAGUUACCUCUCGAAGUCCUGAGUCUGUGCAAGCAACUGUCAAAGAGCUCGAGGAAAAUCUAAAGGAAGGCAUUGCCAAUGCAGUCGGUUCUUCUCUGACAAAGCUUUCUCAUGCGAAAGUUGUAGGCAUUGCUUGUGACGUUUGCGAGACUCAUGAUGUUCAAAGAUUGUCAAGCUUCGCUGUCAAUGAGCUGGGUCAUAUUGACAUUUGGAUAAACAAUGCUGGAACAAAUAAAGGUUUUAGACCAUUGCUUCAAUUUAGUGAUGAAGAUAUUAAACAGAUUGUCUCAACAAACUUGGUCGGUUCUAUCCUAUGUACUCAAGAAGCUAUGCGAAUUAUGAGAAACCAAACCAGGGCAGGUCACAUAUUUAAUAUGGACGGUGCAGGUUCUGGCGGCUCUAGCACGCCUCUGACAGCUGUCUAUGGUUCUACAAAGUGUGGCCUUAGACAAUUUCAGGGAUCGCUAUUGAAGGAAUGCAAACGAUCGAAAGUAGGUGUCCAUACAGCAUCUCCAGGCAUGGUUCUCACAGAACUGCUUUUAAGUGGCUCAACUGUCCAAAACAGGCAAAUGUUUAACAUCAUAUGCGAGCUUCCGGAAACCGUUGCUAGAACAUUAGUUCCACGGAUGCGAGUUGUCAAGGGAACAGGCAAGGCCAUCAAUUACUUGACUCCACCUAGAAUCUUACUUGCAUUGGUCACUGCUUGGUUACGACGAGGUCGCUGGUUCGACGAUGAGGGGAGAGCAUUGUAUGCAGCCGAAGCAGACCGACUUCGAAACUGGGCGGAAAAUCGAGCGAGGUUUUCCUUCACCGAUGCAAUGGAAAUGUACACAGAAAACACUUGGGUAUCAGUCUUCUCACUUUCAGUUGUUUGUGCUUUCAUUAUACUUUCUAGCACUGGAAACAAUUUGCCUGGAACUUCUUGAUACCUUGAUGCCAAUUUGAAAUCAUCAAAACAAUAGAAUAAAUCUAAACCAUAAAACAAGGUGGAUCAGAUUUUUUUCUCAACAUGUUCACCUAAAACUCCGUUCAAACAUUUUGUAGUAGUGUGUAAUCUUUAGUGGUAUGUGUUUGUGAAUUCCAUGUAUAGACUUCAUGUUAAUCAAGCAUUUCCCAUUGAGAUGCUUAUAGUCAAAGUAAUAUUUAGUUUGUACUAUGUGUAAUGUAUAGCCAGAUUAUUAAAUGUGUAUACUACUAAGAUGAACUUUAUCAAAUGACUAAAUAUUAAGAAUUA
Cicer arietinum (chickpea) is the source of this 1986-nucleotide messenger RNA. Its product is annotated as probable chlorophyll(ide) b reductase NYC1, chloroplastic. Gene Ontology annotation, biological process: PSII associated light-harvesting complex II catabolic process; chlorophyll catabolic process. Gene Ontology annotation, molecular function: chlorophyll(ide) b reductase activity. The record is from RefSeq and is a predicted model, not a curated record. Lineage: Eukaryota; Viridiplantae; Streptophyta; Magnoliopsida; Fabales; Fabaceae.